GUGUUUUUCAAUGCAGCAGCGUCUCUGCAGCAGAUCUCUGCUUCACUUGGGACAGAGCACAACAAGGAGAGGAGAGAUCGAGGUUCCCCCGGAGCUGGAUCAGAGACUCUGCACAAGUGAUCUCUAACAUGGAGGUACCCAGGAGGCCUCAGCCCUCCUCCUUCACGCUGCCUCUCCCUAAACCGGCCUCAUCUGCUCUGUCUCCCCUCGCCAAGAAAGAACCAAUAAAAGAGAAGCUCCAGGAGAAAAUGGACAGGAGCGCAGACAAAGAUCAGUUUGGAGAAGAGACGUUCGACACAGAGGAGGAGUCGGCCGUGUCUGUGUUUGUGGAGGCGCCGGCCGACACCUCAGAACUUGAAGAUACAAAUUCAAGACUCUCCUCACGGGACAGUUUCUCAGAUGGGAGCUCGAUUUCGGAGGAGAGGUUGGCAGAGGAGGCAGAGGAGGCCAAAAAGAAGUCUGAAGAGGAGGAAGCGGCGGCUAAAGAGAGGGCAGCUCAGCGGCAGCUGAUGGCCAUAGAGGAGCUGGUCCAGUCUGAGAGGAACUACCUUCGACUGCUGCAAGUGAGCACGGUGACCAUCAGGAGCAGUCUGCAGAAACUACAGCCGCCUCCAGCCGACCUGGACAGCAUGUUUCUCUACAUAGACGACGUGAUCGACGUGUCAGGUCGACUCAUCAGCCUGCUGGACCAGAAGCAGGUUAAGCCCGGAGACCCUCGCUUCCUGCAGACACUCUGUGAUUCAUUCCUCAGCCUGUCGUCAGACAUUGAAACAGCCUACAGGGAGUACCUGGCCAACUACAACAACAUUACGGUGUUGGAGAACAGCUACAAACAGAAGGAGGCGCUUUGGAACGACAUCGUUAGAAUCAUCAAAAGCUCAGCGCCUGAAGUCAACGCCACCUCUCUGAGUUUCUUCUUGGUGAUGCCGGUGCAGCGGAUCGCCCGCUACCCCCUCCUCCUGCAGACCAUCCAGAAACACACGGACAAGACUCACCCGGAUUAUUCACUCCUGGAGCAGACCGCUCACACCUCCAUCGCCUUGAACUGUCGCAUCAAUGAGUACAAACGCUUCAGAGAAGUCGCCGACAAAUACAAGAAGACAGAAACCUUGAGCAUAAAGGACAAAAUCAACCGCCUCAACACCCACAGCAUCGCGAAGAAGACGGCGAGGAUCAGCCAGUACAUCAAACACGAGACCGGCAUGGCAACUAAGCUGGUGGACGAGGAGUUCGACGCCCUGGAAGGUUUCUUUUAUGUCCUGGAGCACGGGAUCCUGCAGCUUCUUGACAACGUGGAGAUAUACCUGCACCACCUCCAGGGUUUCCUGGCUUGCAAGACAGAGGAGUUUGACUUCGACAUGGACGGAGAGAAGGCACCGAUAUGCUACAAGGAGAUCACCACUGCGCUCAGACAGUGGAUUCUUCCCGCAUUCGAGAAGAGGAUGAGGACGUUAAUUCACAAGCCACUGUGUGCGCUCCGAGACCUCCUGGUGGGCCCGAGGAACCUGAUCAGGAAACGUCUGGACAAGCUGCUGGACUACGAGCUGAUCUGUGACAAAUCCAGUCUGAACUACGACGAACAAGCUGUGGCCAACACGUACAGGACAAUCAACACGUUGCUCCUCAACGAGCUUCCUCAGUUUAACGGUUUGGCUCUGCAGAUGAUCUGGAGCAUGUUGGGGACGUUCAGCUGUCUGCAUAAAGAUCUCUCCUCAGAGAUGGAGCAACUGUUCCAGAGCUUUGCACAACAGCUUCCUCACAGCUCUCUGGACCCCCGUCCGUUCUGGAGCUGGGCUGAGUCUGCGGUGCUGGAAGGAGCGAGGAGGCUGGAGACUUUGUGUCGAAGCGUAGAGGACACGUUCACCGGGCCCGUCGUCCAGCCCCUGAGUCCAUCCUCUCAGCGCCGCCUGAAGCAGCUCACAGGUAAGCACGGUUCUGGAAAGAUCUACCAGGUGAUGGGGGCGGUGGUGGGCAGCCGGGACCUGGAUCUGAACCUGGCCAAAGGGGAGCUGGUGGCCGUUAUCAGUGAGGCGGACACCCGUGGAGACAAACGGAGGUGGCUGGUGGACGCAGGAGGUAGAAGAGGCUACGCUCCCGCCUCCAAGCUGCUGCGCUACCACCAGCCAACAGAGGAACCGCCCCCCUCGCCACACCUGAGCCCACCUGAGGGCAAGACAGGAAUCAGAAGACACUCCUACACCCCGGAAAGCCGACCAAUGAAGGUCGUGAGCCAGCCGUGUUUCCAGGUGAUCGCAGCCUACGACUUCACAGCCAGAGGAAACCACGAAGUGUCUGUCCGGGCCGGCGAGCCGGUCCGCGUUCUGGAGGCCCACGACAAGCGAGGGAACCCCGAGUGGAGUCUAGUGGAGGCGAGAGGCGGGCAGAGAGGCUACGUGCCCUCCAACUACCUCACAAUCAUGCCGAUGAGGACUGGGCCAAUUGGCACAUUCUAGAAGGGAGGACACGAAGGAAGGAAGGAAGGACGGCGACGUCUUUUAGAAGGCUUACAGCAGUAUUUAUUGCAAUGAAGCUGCACCUGCUUCUCCAACAGUGGCAUGCAUCUACAGGUGACCUUCAGUCAGCUUAAUCUGCAGAGUCAAACUCAGUGUUUUUAAGCAGAGCCAUGAAAUACAAAAGCUUGAAACUCUUUUUUUUAAAAUUAAUUUUACUGCUUGAAUUUUUUAAAUGUAACCUUUACUAACACCCACCUCCUGUGCAAACCAGUGUGGAGAGAAAGUAAAAGGUCAAGUCUAAUCACAGAAAUUUUAGAAUCACAAAUUCGCCUCAACGGGCUUUACAAUCGUUACAACAUGCAGCACCUUAGAUCCUGAUCAGGAAAGAUUAUAACCUUAUAUAAGUAAGGGCUCAUCGGGCAGCUUGUAGGCCUCUUCUGCACUAACUCUAAUCAAUGAAAAAGAUGAUUUCCCACACUAUGAAUGUAGCUUUGCAGAGCGAGGAGAUUUAAUGAUGUGGACAAACCAAAUUCAAGCUUUAAAAACACUGACGCCUGACUGCAAAACUCUAUCUGAACAUGAAAACAGUGACUCGAAGGAGAAGAAGCUGCGGGAACAUUUGUGUUGAGGAGUUUCAAUGAAGCAAAGCCAGAAAAAACGGGUCAACACAACCUGUAGAAGUCGAGGAUAAGCUGUGGUGACGGUGUUUUCUGCUCUGCUGUUAAUAAGACACACUGGAAAAACGAAGGAAGCUGCAGCUCCGGUGAUGAAGCUCAAAGCAGUGACAGAAACUUUGUGAUCUGAAGGACGCUGAUACAAAGCAUCAGAGACAACGGGUGAAUAGCUCUGAAGGCUCCUCAUGGGGAUCAUCAGAGCUGUACGAGAAGAGGGACUCCAUAUCCCAUGAUCCUCAGCGAUGAAGAGACUGCAUGUUCUUGUCGACGUGUCCACGUGUUAGUGAGCUAACCCCAAACACUUUGAUGCACAGAGAGCGAAAACAAGAGCAAAAAGUGUGCGUGUGCAUCUGUUUGACGUGAAAUCGAGCUGGCAGGUGAGUGUGUGUGUGUGUGUGUGUGUGUGUGUGUGUGUGUGUGUGUGUCGAGUCUCCUCCUCCUCCUCCUCACCUGGAGGCAGGAGCAGCACUGUAUCGAGACUGACAGGUACACAGCGCUCUCAUCAUCUCAGACUGUGUAAUGUGAUGUAAAUGUAAAAUGUCUCCAGGGCCAAGACGGAGAGAGGGAGGAGAGAGGAGGGAGGAGGGGAGAUGUAAAGACAGAGGAAGGAACAGGGAGAAGCACUGAGAGUGUUGGGAGGUAAAACGGGAGGACUAUCAGGCAGACAGGCAGGAGACUCAGCAGAGUCAUCCUGUUAGUGUGGAUGUCUCUUUUCUCUCUGUAACCAUGAGCUGAUUUUAAAUUCGCUCUCGCUCUCGUCCUCCCGUUCGCUGCUGUUUCCUUCUCUCAGUGGGAAAGAUCUCAGAAACAUUUUUAAUCGUGGCUUUCAGAAUGAAACGAUAUAGACAUGACUAAAGGCGACCUACUUCUGUAUUCACAGGCUGCCUGAUGAUGAAGCCUGUUGCCACGGCAACCUCCCAAUCAAUGCAGGUCGCGUCGUCUCCUCGUCGUGGCGUUUCGUCAAGUCGGCUGGACUGUGAAAACGUUUAGCGACAGGGUUUGUUUCAGUUUAGUGAACGUUUGCUGCUUCGCUGUUUUGUUGUCUUUUUACGACUCGGCGGUUUGACAGGAGGAAGAAUUCUUCGUCUCGUCUAUAGACUCAAAACGCGUUCAGCUUUUAAAGGCAGCGCGUCUUGAAAUAUGCAGGAAGAAGAAAAUAACUCCCAAAACAUCUUCCUAUCUCGUCACGUUAAAUAAUUUACCCAUCCUGUAUACAUACCAGCACUUCUCCAGGAGUUUGUUGUAUACGCUGUAUGUAUUUACAGAUACUCAAACAUCAUCUAACGGUGAAAAGACCAGAGUAUCAUCAGGUGUCACCAUCAAGUAUCAAGUCCUGACUCUGGUGCUUUUAUUCCACAAUGAUUUAACAUAAAUUAAAACACUAAUGAAUAUCAUUCGUCACUGCUUGGCCCACGACCGAUAUUCAUAAAUCAAAACUACACAAACUCUUUUUUUUCAUUUAUACAACUAAACCCCACCCCCUUUCUUUUAAUGCUCCAAUCACAGCUGAGCAAAAAAUACUUCAGAACGAGCCAGAUGCCCCCUUCAUAAUCACACAUCAUCAUUUUCAUUUAUGUAAAUCCUCUGAAACCACGUGAAGGGAACAAAAAAAAUCAUGAAAGGAAGCGAGGAGGCAGCAAUAAAGGAGGAAGGAGGGAUGCAUGGAUAAAACAAGGCGACAUGAAGGAUGCACAGUGAGACAAAUCAAGAAUAAGAUUAGAAAUGUGAAAUAUGGAGAUUCAGCUCGACAUACGAACAUGUUCCCUGUUUAGUCAUUAAACUCAUAUUUAGAUUUAAAUAAUAUUUAUCUGCUUUUAGAGAAUUUGAAUCUUUCAUAACAAAGAAAUUUGACAUUUUCUACAAAUGAAAAACUACUUAACGUUGGCUGCAUACGACGGUCCUGGAGGUGAACUCCACGUGACGCGAGAAUGUUUUUCCAUAAAACGGAGCCUUUGUGUUUUUUUUGUUUGUGCUGUAUCAGCUGCUGUGGAUGUGAAGCGGAGGAGGGCCGAGGGAUUCAGAGAUGCUCAGCUGGAGCUUAGCUGUUCCCAUCCGUCUGAAUGUCAGGACGGAGCAGAGCAGCAGGAGGGACAGGAGGAGUGUGACGACUGUGUGUGUGUGUUUGAGAUAUUACUAAUAUAGCAAAAUACCAAAUGUCCUCGAGGUUGAAAAAUAAGGAAAUUCCCCAACCUGACAACAUUUAAGCUGCUCUCACGUCUUCUCAAAGGUCAGUUUAGGACGGGAAGAAACAAUUCAAACAUCGAAUGACAUUAAAAGUUGGAUUUCGGGAUCCGUUAAUGACCAAACGAACAGCGUGAGGAUUCUGGAUCAGUUUGAUUAAAGUAUUUUUUUUUUAUUCCCUGAGAAAACGUGGCCAAAAAAAUGUGACAUACUUUUUAAAAAAAAAUUUCACCUCCCACUCCUGAAAAAGAAGCAAUAUGUUUCUAAUAAACGUCCAUGUGUAUGAUGUAGGAUGAACUGUCACGUCAUCGUCCUUCCAGGUGAGAUGAUGUCCUGUACAGAAAAGUGUGUGUAUGAAUGUGUGUGUGUGUGUGUGCCAAAACAUUUUUUCUAACUCUCCACCACUAGAGGGAGGAAGAGACCUCGGUUGGUUUGAUGCAUAUUUCACUGUGGAAACUGGAAAGUGUGUUUACCUGUGUCAGUAUUAGAGCUCGGCCUUGAACGCAGCCCUGUACAUUCUGUUCAUAUUGUUUUUAAAUAACCCGCUGUCGGACCAACAUGUGAAGAAGUGUGACGUGUCUAACCUGCUGAUGAUGAUGAUCUGCUCUCACAGCGCCUCUCUUAUGUAAUUUAUUGUUUUGUAACUCUUGUUUAGUCAUAUCGAUGCUUUUAACUUAUUUUGGUGCCACAGGAGCUUAAAGCUACGACCUGACAUGAAUCAUGAAGUGUUUGAAGUGUUGCCAAAGUUAUGAUGUUGAACUCACACACACACACUCACACACAUGCGUGUGAGGUCGUAGGCUUCAAUAAACCUAAACAGAAAA
Larimichthys crocea (large yellow croaker) is the source of this 6132-nucleotide messenger RNA. It is a transcript of the gene arhgef37, whose product is annotated as Rho guanine nucleotide exchange factor (GEF) 37. The transcript has 14 exons. Bases 129 to 2453 code for a protein of 774 amino acids. NCBI's taxonomy places the organism in Eukaryota, Metazoa, Chordata, Actinopteri, Sciaenidae. Gene Ontology annotation, cellular component: cytoplasm. The record is from RefSeq and is a predicted model, not a curated record. Gene Ontology annotation, molecular function: protein binding; guanyl-nucleotide exchange factor activity.